AGAAGGCCGUCCCCUGUCCCGGCAGCCUCAGACUGUAGAAACACCGGAGCUCCAGAAUAACGAAGGAGUUGUUUUUUUAUCGACCGGUUUGACGUCUUCCGACAGAAAAAGGCUCAUGUGUGGUUUGAUACCGAACAACAGAGAAGGUUCAUGAGGUCCUAGGAACCUAAGCGGAAUGCAUCCCCGGAUCGCUGAACCUGUUCGGUCCGGUCCAGCAGCACAAAGCGGCCUGUGAAGCGGGCUCUGGUUCCUUCUUCCGAACACACGGAUGAUGCUCCAUCAUGUCGGGCGAUCAUUUCAAAGGCCAGGAGGUCAGCUGCUGCAUCAAGUACUUCAUCUUUGGGUUCAACAUCCUGUUCUGGGGGGUUCUAUCCAACAUCUCGUCCAUCACAGAUCUGGGGGGUCUGGACCCGGUCUGGCUCUUCAUGGUGGUUGGAGGAGUCAUGUUCAUUCUGGGCUUUGCCGGAUGCAUUGGAGCACUUCGGGAAAACACGUUUUUACUGAAAUUUUUCUCCGUGUUUCUUGGAAUCAUCUUCUUCUUGGAGCUGACGACGGGGAUUCUGGCCUUUGUCUUCAAAGACUGGAUCAAAGACCAGCUGAACCUGUUCAUCAACAACAACAUCCGGGCAUACAGGGACGACAUCGACCUGCAGAACCUGAUCGAUUUCACUCAGGAUUAUUGGGAGUGCUGCGGUGCAUUCGGAGCAGACGACUGGAACCUGAACAUCUACUUUAACUGCACUGAUGGAAACCCCAGUCGGGAAAAGUGUGGAGUUCCUUUCUCCUGCUGCACGAAGGACCCGGCGGAGGACGUAAUAAACACCCAGUGUGGAUAUGACAUCCGUGCCAAGCCUGACUCGGAGCAGAAGGACUACAUCAACGUGAAAGGCUGCGUGCCACAGUUCGAGAAGUGGCUGCAGGACAACCUCACCCUGGUGGCCGGGAUCUUCAUCGGAGUCGCUUUGCUCCAGAUUUUUGGGAUCUGUUUGGCCCAGAACUUAGUGAGUGACAUCGAGGCAGUGAGGGCGAGCUGUUUCUUCACCUAAAGGAGUUUCUCUUCCUUCCAUCAGCUCCGUCUUUGAACGCAUCGUGGAGCCUCUUCAAGAACCACUGAGCCGUCGUCACGUCCAGCACUGAACCAGCACCUUUUAAAAGCACUGUUAAAUGAAAUGUUCUGGGUGAACCCACUGUGGAAGAUUAACCCACUGUGGAAGAUGAACCCACUGUGGAAGACUACUGUAAAACAAGAAGCUGCAUGGCUCCAGCUUUGAUGGCUUCUGCUGCAGUUUCAUUACGUUUGAAAAGUAGCUCCGUGUUUUUCUGUAUGGAAUUAAAAGCUCCUUUUGUCCCCCCCGUCGAAGACGCAGAUGAACUGAGAGGUCAAAUGUUUUAUUGUGAAAUCAGAGGUGAGAUUAAUAAUCUGCUAAUCUAUUCAACGAGUGUGAAAAUUAUUCAAACUAAUCACCAGACCUGUCUCCACUAAUGGACUAAAACUGGUGGUAGUUACUGAGGGAACAGGGAUCAUCGUGUUACCAGCUUCACUUGGUGCUACGAGUCCUCUGCAGCUUGUUGACGUUGGACUCAGACCUCAGAGGUUCUGGUACCAGGACCGGGGGUCUCACACGGGUUUCUGAAAACCAUCAUCAGUAAAUAACUGUUAAAGCAGCAGAUUCCCACACAAAGACUAAGAGCUACUUCAGUCAUCUGAAGAGGGCUUGUGUGUAAAAGUCAUAGCCGUCAGUAUUUUACCUGUUGUAGAUGGCUGUGUGAACCACCUCAGUUUGGAGGAGUGGAUCAGGAGCGGGCAUCAGGUUUUUCAAGAGAGUAAAA
Molecule: messenger RNA, 1830 nt
Organism: Nematolebias whitei (Rio pearlfish)
Lineage: Eukaryota; Metazoa; Chordata; Actinopteri; Cyprinodontiformes; Rivulidae
Gene: tspan5a
Product: tetraspanin 5a
Biological process (GO): protein localization to plasma membrane; regulation of vascular endothelial growth factor signaling pathway; protein maturation
Cellular component (GO): membrane
Source: RefSeq, a predicted model, not a curated record